Daphnia carinata is the source of this 1585-nucleotide messenger RNA. It is a transcript of the gene und, whose product is annotated as methionine aminopeptidase 2-like. The record is from RefSeq and is a predicted model, not a curated record. Gene Ontology annotation, molecular function: metalloaminopeptidase activity. Lineage: Eukaryota; Metazoa; Arthropoda; Branchiopoda; Diplostraca; Daphniidae. Gene Ontology annotation, biological process: proteolysis.
CAAACACAUCCAGUGUCAUUGCUGGAAAAAAUUCGCCUGCAUGCAUGCGGAUUUGUGUGCAUGAAAGAUGGCGGCAUCCUGCAAAAAAAACAUGAACGUCAGUGAAUCUAAAGAACAUGAAGAAUCAGACCAUCUAGAAGAAGAGGUGAAUGAAGAAAACCGCUCUAACGAUAAUAAUGGAGAAGUAAAAACCAAGAAGAAAAAGAAGAAAAAUAAGAAGAAAUGUGCGACAGCUUCAGCUGCUGUGAAUGGCGAAGAUCCGAAUCAUGUUAAAACCAACGGAGAACUUGGUCAGGAAGACAAGGAUGAUGAUGAUGCACCCGAAGGUGAAGCUGCUGCAGUGAAGAAGAAGAAGAAAAACCGAUCCAAAAAGAAAACCCCUGCUGAUGUCACUAAAACUGUAAUGGCAAAAGGUCAAACAGAACCUCCAACUAUCCCCAUUGUUGAACUUUUUCCUGAUGGUAACUUUCCAGUUGGGGAAGAAAUGGAAUACCCUAUUGUAGGUGAUGACAGAACAGCCAAGGACCGUUUCACAAGUGAAGAGAAGAAAGCUCUAGAUCGAGCACAAAUGGACAUUUACAAUGAAGUGAGAUGUGCCGCAGAAGCUCAUCGCCAGACCAGGCAGUAUAUGCAGCGCUAUAUUAAACCAGGGAUGACCAUGAUACAAAUCUGUGAGGAACUGGAAUCAACAUCUCGUAGAUUAAUAGCUGAAAAUGGACUUCAAGCUGGUCUGGCUUUCCCAACUGGCUGUAGCUUGAACCACUGUGCUGCACACUACACGCCAAACGCUGGCGACACCACUGUUCUGCAGGCAGACGAUGUCUGUAAAAUUGAUUUUGGAACUCACGUGAACGGUCGAAUAAUCGACUGUGCAUUCACGUUAACUUUCAACCCCAAGUACGACCAACUUCUUGAGGCUGUUAAAGACGCAACGAAUACUGGUAUAAGAGAAUCCGGCAUUGAUGUGAGGCUUUGCGACAUCGGGGCUGCAAUCCAGGAAGUCAUGGAGUCCUAUGAAGUAGAAAUCGAUGGAAAGACCUAUCAAGUGAAACCAAUUCGUAAUCUGAAUGGACACUCCAUUGGACCCUACCGUAUUCAUGCUGGGAAAACGGUCCCCAUCGUCCGUGGUGGCGAAACACGCAUGGAGGAGAACGAGUUUUAUGCAAUCGAAACGUUUGGUUCUACCGGUCGAGGAUACGUCCAUGACGAUAUGGAGACAUCUCACUAUAUGAAAAACUGGGAUGUUAGUCACGUCCCACUUAGGCUAGCAAAAUCGAAGCAACUUUUGAACGUCAUCAACCAGAACUUUGGAACAUUGGCCUUUUGUCGCCGUUGGCUUGAUCGGUUGGACCAAACUAAAUACUUGAUGGCGCUCAAGGACCUCUGCGACAAAGGCAUCGUAGAUCCUUAUCCGCCCCUCUGCGAUACAAAGGGCUGCUACACGGCCCAAUUCGAGCAUACCAUUCUCCUGCGACCGACAUGCAAAGAAAUCAUCAGUCGUGGAACCGACUAUUAAUCUCUCUAUUUUGAAUUGCCUCGUUUGCUCUGUUCAAAUUAACACGGAGAUAAGCGUGACUAUUUACAA